GUUUCCCUCUCACUCCUUUUUGGUUAGAAUGUAGAUAUCAUCAAUAGCGAAUCUGUACAAACUUGUAUUUGGACAUAAUGCCCUCGACCAAACUCGGCACAAUGGAGGAGUCGUUCACAAUCUGGUGCACUGUUUUUGUUUUUGAUUUUUUUUUUUUUUCUUUCCUUUUUUUUUCGUUUUUUUUUUUCUUUUUUUUUUUUAGGUCGGAUCCACUAGAGGUCGCUAGAGCACUGUAUAGAUAACCGUUUUUGACAGCUUGUUAUUACAAGAGAUGAAGUCAACAGAUGAAAACCAAACUGUCAUGUCAUUUUGGGAGCUUGAGCUUUGCGAUUGUGGAUCUGUUAAUAAUAAAUUGUUUAAGAAUAUAGCUCUGGGUUUCAUGCAUUUGUGAAAAUAUAUAUUUUUUUUAUCCAUUUGCUUCUACGUGCACUGUAAGGUGGAUUUGAAUCCCCCAUCCACUCUUUGAUUGUCACACUGUAACAUUCUGCCUGGUACAAUGAAGCUGAUUUAUGCUUUAGCCAAUGAACGCCCUCCUACAGGCGGAUGUGGUUUUGCUGAAAAUCGGCACCAAUCAAGACGUAGCACCCGCUUCGUAAAGGCGGGACUUAAGCCGCGAAAGGAAAGUUGGCACACGUCAAUCAUGCGCAGCGCUCUCCUCUCAUUGGUCCGUCGUUAUGAAUGAGGACAUGUCCAGUUAGCCAGAGCGCAGCAAUCGGCGGAUAACGAACCUGGCAAGCUAACCAGCCAGCACCGUUUGGACCGAGGGGAUUUGAACAGGUUUCAUCGGCCAGAGAGGACGGGUAAAGCCGGAUGCUGUGACUACCAUGAGUCCCGCGGGUUGCCCUCAUGUCAACGGCUUCAAAGUGGACAACUGGAAGCAGAACCUGAGGGUCAUUUAUCAGUGUUUCGUGUGGAGCGGUUCAGCCGAGACCAGAAAACGCAAGGCCAAGUCAUGCAUCUGCCACAUGUGCGGCGCCCACCUCAACAGACUCCACUCCUGCCUCUACUGCGUCUUCUUCGCCUGCUUUGCCAAAAAACACAUCCACGAACAUGCCAAGAGUAAAAGGCAUAACCUAGCUAUUGACCUGCUGCACGGAGGAAUUUACUGUUUUAUGUGCCAAGACUACAUUUAUGACAAAGACAUGGAACAGAUUGCCAAAGAGGAACAGAGGAAAGCCUGGAAAAUGCAAGGCAUAGGGGAGAAGUACUCGACGUGGGAGCCCACCAAGAGGGAGCUGGAGCUGCUCCGCCACAACCCCAAGAGGAGGAGAAUCACCUCCAACUGUACUAUUGGCCUGCGAGGUCUGAUAAACCUGGGCAACACAUGUUUCAUGAACUGCAUCGUCCAGGCGCUGACACACACACCGCUGUUACGCGACUUCUUCCUGUCAGACCGACACAAAUGCGAGAUGCAGAGCAACUCCUGUUUGGUGUGCGAGAUGUCGCAACUCUUCCAAGAGUUCUACUCAGGCCAUCGGUCGCCACACAUCCCCUUCCGCCUCCUUCAUCUGGUGUGGACCCACGCCCGUCACCUGGCCGGCUACGAGCAGCAGGACGCCCACGAGUUCCUCAUCGCGGCGUUGGACGUCCUUCACAGACACUGCAAAGACGACAACGGGAAGAAAGCCAACAACCCCAACCACUGUAACUGCAUCAUCGACCAAAUCUUCACAGGGGGCCUGCAGUCUGACGUCACCUGUCAAGUGUGCCAUGGUGUUUCGACGACCAUAGACCCGUUCUGGGACAUCAGCCUGGACCUGCCGGGGUCCUCCACCCCGUUCUGGCCCCUGAGCCCAGGUGGAGAUGGAUCAGCUCUUAACGGAGAGAGUCACACCACUGGAGCCACAACGCUCACGGAUUGUCUGCGCAGGUUCACCAGGCCAGAGCACCUCGGCAGCAGUGCUAAGAUCAAGUGCAGCGGUUGCCAUAGUUACCAGGAGUCCACCAAGCAGCUAACCAUGAAGAAGCUGCCUAUCGUGGCAUGCUUUCACCUCAAAAGGUUCGAACAUUCAGCCAAACUGCGGCGGAAGAUCACAACCUAUGUCUCCUUCCCGCUGGAGCUGGACAUGACGCCCUUCAUGGCCUCCAGUAAAGAAAGCAGGAUGAACGGGCAGUACCAGCAGACUGUGGACCCCUUCAACAACGACAACAAGUAUAGUCUAUUUGCAGUGGUGAACCACCAGGGGACGCUAGAGAGUGGCCAUUACACCACCUUCAUCCGCCAGCACAAGGACCAGUGGUUUAAAUGUGACGAUGCCAUCAUCACCAAGGCCAGCAUCAAGGACGUCCUGGAUAGUGAAGGGUACCUUUUGUUUUACCACAAACAGUUCCUGGAGUACGAGUAG
Messenger RNA from Larimichthys crocea (large yellow croaker), 2345 nucleotides. It is a transcript of the gene usp22, whose product is annotated as ubiquitin specific peptidase 22. The coding region runs from base 825 to 2345 and encodes 506 amino acids. Gene Ontology annotation, molecular function: zinc ion binding; cysteine-type deubiquitinase activity. The record is from RefSeq and is a predicted model, not a curated record. Gene Ontology annotation, biological process: protein deubiquitination. NCBI's taxonomy places the organism in Eukaryota, Metazoa, Chordata, Actinopteri, Sciaenidae. The transcript has 14 exons.